AACGCGAAUUUCCGAAAAAAAAUCCAACUUCUAAAUAAACACAAAAAAAACUCAUAAAUUAACCACUUUCUUACACUCCAAAAAAAGAAAAAAAAAUCAAGAGAAUUAUCCGAUCUGGUUCGACAUUUACGGAUUAAUUUCAGCCUCUGUCUUGAAGAAGGAGAAUAAGAUUUUAAAGAACUCGUCAUUGUUGAAAAUGCCUCCGAAAAGCAAAAGGCAAAAGACGCAACACUCGGCUAACAGCAAAAAUGAAGAGAUAAAUGGCACCAUUGAUACCGAUAGCGGCACUGAGUGUGUAGCCCCAGUACUAAGCAAAUACUUCCCGGCUCCGAGUACCAGCCCACAAGACAUUCCAGCAAAAUUCCUCGAAAUCGAAGCCAAACAAACUGACAAGCUCCUUAGCCUCGACUACGGGGAAGGGAUAAGCUACGUCUACAACCCUCUGGACUAUGCGAGCGAAAUCCAUGCCGAUUUUGUCUCGAAAUAUUGCCAGGGAACGAAGAAGGUCUUGCUGAUGGGCAUGAACCCGGGCCCUUGGGGAAUGGGGCAGACUGGGGUACCAUUUGGACAUGUAAAAUAUGCAAAGGAGUGGCUAGGAGUGACUGGAGGUGUCAAAAGGCCUGAGAAAGAGCAUCCCAAAAGGCCAAUACAGGGCUUGGAGUGUACAAAAAGUGAGGUGAGUGGAGACCGUCUGUGGUCACUGUUGAAGGAGCUAAGUGGCUCGCCAGACGUACUGUUCAGAAGCGUUUUCCUCCACAACUACUGCCCGCUGUUCUUCUUGAAGGAGUCGGCUAAAAACGUCACUCCACCUGAGCUAAAGGUUAAGGAGAGAGCUGGCCUAGAGGAAGCCUGUGAUGAAGCCUUGAUAGACACAGUAAAACUCCUCCAAGUUGAGCAUGUAAUUGGUGUGGGGAAUUAUGUUGUAGACAAAACACGUAAAGCCUUCAUCAAAGCAGGGAUUACGAACAUUGAGAUUAGCUUGUUGAUGCACCCAAGCCCAGUGAACCCAGCAGCUAAUAAAGGUUGGAGGGAAAUUGCUAUAAAACAAUUAACAGAAAGCAAAGUCAUCAACUAUUUCAAGCCCGAAGCUUGAUUGUCGCGUUCAGAUGAUCG
This is a messenger RNA of Penaeus indicus, 1113 nucleotides long. RefSeq names its product single-strand selective monofunctional uracil DNA glycosylase-like (gene Smug). NCBI's taxonomy places the organism in Eukaryota, Metazoa, Arthropoda, Malacostraca, Decapoda, Penaeidae. Gene Ontology annotation, molecular function: single-strand selective uracil DNA N-glycosylase activity; oxidized pyrimidine nucleobase lesion DNA N-glycosylase activity. Bases 197 to 1093 code for a protein of 298 amino acids. Gene Ontology annotation, biological process: base-excision repair. The record is from RefSeq and is a predicted model, not a curated record. The transcript is spliced from 6 exons.